Molecule: messenger RNA, 2417 nt
Organism: Scomber japonicus (chub mackerel)
Lineage: Eukaryota; Metazoa; Chordata; Actinopteri; Scombriformes; Scombridae
Gene: raver1
Product: ribonucleoprotein, PTB-binding 1
Exons: 14
Coding region: 1-2205 (734 amino acids)
Molecular function (GO): RNA binding
Source: RefSeq, a predicted model, not a curated record
AUGGCGGCCGUCGUGUCUGUUAGCACAGCUGCCAGAGAUGAAAGCACCACAGACACAGGGCUCGGUUUUGCCUCUCGCCCGCUCCACGAAAACCACGACGUGGCCGCGGACCACCAUGAAAACUGGAGAACCGGAGAACGCCGGCACCCCGAGCUCGUCGAGCCGUGUGAGGAGGACACGACGCCGGGACGAGAGUGUCAGCGGAGGGUCGACGAAGACCUGACAUCACUGAGCCCCGACGAGAUCGACAGCCGCCUGGAGCGAACUCGCCGGGAGUUUUACAACCGUAGAAAAAUCAUCAUGAAAAACUUACCCCCCGAUGUUAGCAAUCAGGAGGUCCACGAGCUGCUGGGCAACUAUGACUUAAAGUACUGCUUCGUCGACAAGUACAAGGGCACAGCAUUUGUGACACUGCUCAACGGGGAGCAAGCACAGUGUGCCAUCAAAGAGUUCCACCAGCACAUGCUGCGCGACCGGGAGAUCUCUGUGCAGCUGCAGCCGACCGACGCCCUGCUGUGCAUCGCCAACUUGCCCCGCGCCUUCACCCAGCAGCAGUUUGAGGAGCUGGUGCGACCCUUUGGUAACCUGGAGCGCUGCUUCCUGGUGUACAGUGCCUCCACGGGGCACUCCAAGGGCUACGGCUUUGUGGAAUACAUGAAGAAGGACUCUGCGGCCAGGGCCAAGUCAGAGCUCCUGGGGAAGCAGCUGGGCUCCCGCAUGCUGUACGUCCACUGGACCGAGGUGGGCUCGCUCACGUACCCGAUGCUGCACUCCAAAUGUCUGUGUGUGGACCGCCUGCCCCCGAGCCUGCUGACUGCCCAAGACCUCCGCAACGCACUGGCUGACACCCAUGCACCAGUCUUCUGCCAGUUGGCUCAGGGACAAGAUGGAAGUUUCCGGCGUUUUGCGGUGUUGGAGUUUGCCACAGCCGAGAUGGCUGAGGAGGUACAACGACUCACUGACGGCAGGCUGCUGGGCGGGACACACAUCAGGAUGUCCUUCUGUGCCCCGGGCCCUCCUGGAAGAAGCAUGUUAGCCGCUCUGAUUGCUGCCCAAACCACAGCUGUGAACAGGGGUAAAGGUCUCCUCCCUGAUCCUACAGCCAUGCAGAUACUGACCGGCCUCAAUAACCCUGCCACCCUCAAGAUGCUGCUGAACCCACUGUCACAGGGACACAAACAAGGCCUUCUUGGUGCAGCCCCUACGAUGCCGCUGCUGGCCAACCCCGCCCUCUCCGCUGCCCUGCUCCAGUUGCUCCUGCAGAACCAGGCCAAGGCCCAGCAGCAGGCAGGACUCAUUGGGGAGAAUCCUCUGGCGGCUCUGCCUGUCCAGCAGGGAGUCCAUCUGCUCGGAGACCUGCCGCAAGGUGGUGUUGUUCCAGGUCUUGGUCUUCAGGCAGAUCCUCUGGCCCCCCUAAAGCCAAUGCCUCUUGGCAGAGCCCUGGCAAGGGAGCAGGAAUCUCCCACAGCAGCGUGUACCUUCCCCCAGACUUCCUCUCCCACUCUGCAGGGCAUCUCUAUGCCUCUGAUGGGCAGCAUGAUGGGGGCAGAUGGCCUCACAGCACAAGGGGUAUCCAUAUUAGGAGAUCCUCCCAAAGAUGUGAACCUUCCCCAGAAUGCCUUUCUCAAUGUCAGCAAUGUUUUUCCUUCAGGAGGAAACUGCAGAACUCACCCUUAUAGAAAGAGGCCUACACUAAGCAAUGUGUCCAACCAGCACAGCAUACAGCCAAACUACAACUUGCGCUACCAGGAGUCCUAUAGCCCAGACUAUCCUCCUGUACACCAGGAUCCCUUGGCCCACUUGUAUGAGCAGCAGGAGAACCUUGAUACUGGGGCCCUGGCAGGAUUUGGACAGCAGCUCUCUCAUCAUCCUGAGUACAGUGAGCGGUUUUCCCACUACAGUUACCCUCCUAGCCCACCUCUGUCCUCAUAUUUCAGCUCAGGGCCUGAGGCCCCCAGUAAUGGUAGCCUCCCUUCCACCCAACUCAACAGGGCUGUGGGAAUGCCUCCUGUGAGCCACACCACUAACUACCCUCCAGGCCUGGGGAUUCCCGUGAGGACUCCCAUUGGUAGCCACAAGCGUGUCUUCUCCCGUCUGAUCCCCUCUCCGGAGCCAAGCCCAGAGGGUGGAUAUGUGGGCCAGCACUCCCAAGGCCUCGGUGGCCAUUAUGCAGACUCCUACCUUAAGCGCAAGCGUAUAUUCUAAAUACAGCUAAAGGCUUCUUGCUGUAUGAGUAGCCAUUCAACAGCCAGGACACAAUGGAAACUCCUCCGGUCUCCUCCAGUGAACUCUAUAACUUGGAUUUGUCUCCUGUUUACUCCUGUGAGUGACCCCUGGAGGGCGCUGAGGAGUUCAGCCUGUUUCUAUCUGGACAGUUGUCACCCCAUGGGAAUUCUUGGUGGUUGUUUUUUUUUUCU